AAUAAUUUCGUCGAGUGUAUGUAUUCACUUAGCUGGUUGGCCUUGAGUGAGCUCACGUGACAAUUAGCGUCCGUCGUUACUAAACCAGUUCUAAACAGAGAGGCCAGACGAGCGGCGUCUCUUGCGCUCACAUGACUUGGGCAGGUGCCAAAGGUGGCGGCUAUCUCGGAAGGUGAUGGAGUGCACCUACGACGAAGACCUCAACGAAAACGCGUUCUUCCAACUGCUGCAGACCGAUCACCAAGAGCUUUUCCAGAAAGCCACUCUUGAGGGCUGGGUCAUCUGUGUGCCCAGGGCGGGCGCCCUGCCCAAGUACCCACUCACUGACGAGGACUUCCUUACGCACAUACUCAUUCCCAGCGAUGAGCUCCCCGAGAGCCACUUUUGCUCACUGCUGGACAGACAGGUGAAGGUCCUGGACAGGGCCAUCACGUCUGAAGGGGACGAUGGCCGCACCUUUAGCACCACGAUCUUGUUUGAAGAGACCUGCUACACGAGUGAACUGUACAAAUAUAAAGUUUUGUGCUUGGAGAAUCUGCUGGAGCAGCACUCCUGCUCAGGACAUGCACUGACAAACCCGUUGAUCUCCCUCGGCAGCCUGCGAGACUGCAUUGACUUCCUCUUGUCUGAGGAUGGUGGUCAGCUAGCUUUGGAAAAGCUAGACGAGGCAAUUCAAGGCUUUCUCAACAGCCAGCCGGACUUGGAAGCCGAACCGCUGCAAGUGCAGAGAGACCUGACCAAAGGACUGUACGAGCAUUGUUUGAGCAGCGCUCUUAGAGAGCUCAGACUGGAAGAGCAGAACUCAAAAGUCAACAGGCAUGUGUUGCAGAAUGCUCGAGUUGCUGUUGAGACUUACAUGCAGCAUGGAAUCUACAAAAGUCUCAUAAAAGGAAUUGUAGCUGCUACAGCCAAGGAUGAUGCAAAGCUGAACAAAAUCAUUAGAAACUCGGUUGAACUACAGUUAAAGGAUUUAGAUGUGAGGAACGAGCUCUAUGAGAAAAUCCCAGCUGCCAAGCAAGAAUUGGCUAAGAUUGAUGGCUUCAGCACUGUCAUUGGCAAAGUGGGAUGCAUUCAAAAAGGAUUGGCAAUCCUAUCAGGAAAUCCAGCAAAUCAGGCAGUCAGUGCGGAUGACUUCCUGCCUAUUCUGAUUUUUCUGGUUGUCAAAGUCUCUCUUCCGAAUUGGCUGGCCCACCUCACAAUGAUGAGAGACUUUAAUUUCUCCGACCGAGACGAAAAUCUCAACUCGUUUCUGGUGACUUCGUUGGAAGCUGCUCUGGAGCAUGUGCGGUCAGGUCGGCUAUUUGAACCUCUCUAUCCAGAGGCGCAGAGCGAAGAAAAUGCUAGACAGCAAAUCGAUAGUCUCGAGAAUGUAACCGAAUACCUUUUUUACAACAUCAAAGUCAACAACCUGUCCAAGGUCCAAGACCUUCUUACCCCGUCUUCGCUGCUCGACGAAAUGUUAACAGAUAACCUGUGCCACCCGCUGUGCAACUGCGAUAAAUGUGAACUCGAACUUGCCAGGCAAAGAAGCAGUCUUGCCAUCAACUUGCUCGCCACUAAUGAAAAGGGACUGACCUCGCUGCACGUUGCCUGCAAAUAUGGACGCCUGGAAAUAACCGAAUUUUUGCUGGAAAUAGGAGCUCAAGUGACUUCUAAGGACCUAAGGGGCAACACGCCCCUUCAUUACACAGCUCUAGAAGGCCAUCAACACCUAAUGCUCCUCCUUUUGAACUCGAGGGCGACCCCCAACAGUCUUAAUAACGACGGAAAUUCCCCAUUGCACUUAGCAGCGCAGAAUGGCCAUGAAACUUGCGUCAAAGCCCUUAUCUACUUCUGCGAACACACAAAUCGGCCCUUGAACGUGAAUCUAGCUAACUUGAACGGCGAUGGCCCUCUGCAUCUUGCCUCAAAGUGGGGAUACGAAGGCAUUGUCCAAAUCCUGCUAGAAGCUGGCUCAAGACCUGACGCUAAGAACAACCGCAAACUCACUCCUAUGGAUCUGGCGCACAGCAUCCACAUCUCGAAACUGUUAUCCACCGCCGUACAACCGUCUUCAAGAGGGUUCAGGAAACGCCUAAGCUUUAUUAAAAUGAGAAUUGCAGCCGCCUCUAAACUUCGGCUGGAUCUGAUGGACCUCACUCUAGGAGCAAGCUCUUUGCCCAACCCCAGUAAAUCUAAGGAUAACAAUCAUGAGUAUGGUACUAAACCAUUGACUGUCCAACAAAAUAAAAAGGCGGAGAAGCUUCUACGCGCCAUUUCUGUUGGUGAUGUGCGUCUGGCCUGUUAUUACCUAGGAAUCGAAGGUUCCAUCAACCAUACGUCCGCCAUGUUUCACGUGCCCUGUCAUCCCCUAUGCAGUUGUGACAAAUGCCAAGCUCGAGAGCGCUCCCAGUCGCUCUCUGAGUGGGAGCUGGUGGAUUAUCAUGACGUUGGUGAAGAUAUGCUUGAUCCCAACGUAUGCAAUUCUGAGGGUAUAACACCCUUGCAUGCAGCAGCCAGCGCUGGGUGCGCCGACCUCAUUCCGUUGCUUAUCUGCUCCGGUGCAAGUGUCAAUAUAAGAACCCUAGGUAGGGGAUCGACGCCCUUACAUUUGGCCUGCCAGGCCAAGAAAGUACCAGCGAUGUCAGCGCUGCUUGACGCUCCAAGUUGUGACGUGAACGCGCAGGAUUCGCGGGGUAACACGCCGUUGCACUACGCCGCCAUCCAAGGUAGUGCACCCAUGACAGAGUUGCUGCUCUCUAGAAUGCCCAAUUUGCAGACCAAAAAUGGCGAAGGCAAAACACCUCUUGAAGAGGCUGAGGAGAUAAUGGCCCUGAGGGUUGUCCAACUUUUGAAAGGCGAGCUCUUUACCAAUUAAUGUGAAACUGUAAUUUUGUAACUUUUGGGUAUGAUAUUUGCAAUAAACUUCAGAGGAGAUCUAAAAAAGAUGCCUUGGCAAACCGUACUGUUUACUGAAUGAUAACUAGUCUGAAAUAAAAUUGAAAGCUGUGAAGUUGCCAGGCAAUGAAUUCUCUCUAUGAACUUAAGUUUUGUCUUGUCAAUCGUCAAUUAAUGUAUUUAAAUGUAGGCCAGAACUAAAUCAUGUAUGCACUCAGUAUUUUUGCAUCUUACUAACCAAGUGCCAAAUAAUUUGUAAAUAAUAAAGGACAAUACUUAUUUCAA
Molecule: messenger RNA, 3162 nt
Organism: Cloeon dipterum
Lineage: Eukaryota; Metazoa; Arthropoda; Insecta; Ephemeroptera; Baetidae
Product: ankyrin repeat domain-containing protein 27-like
Exons: 3
Coding region: 176-2857 (893 amino acids)
Biological process (GO): neuron projection morphogenesis; early endosome to late endosome transport
Cellular component (GO): neuron projection; plasma membrane; transport vesicle
Molecular function (GO): SNARE binding; guanyl-nucleotide exchange factor activity
Source: RefSeq, a predicted model, not a curated record